AUGCCUCUGGUGCGUAGACAAUUCUUCAUUGACAACGCUGUAGUUGCAGCAUUCGAAUGCUACAUAUUUAUCACUGAAAAAAACAACGAUCGAUCAUCAUCAACGGGGGAAUUCUGGUUCAAAGGAAGUGACAUAGCGAGAUAUUUGGGAUAUCGUCGCCCAACCAAAGCUGUUUCAGAUAACGUUAGCAGCGAAUGGAAACGUGCGUGGAAAGAUUGUGUGAAGGGUAUCCAAAAAUUGGAUACCCCUGUUGCAACUCCAUCAAAUUGGCAGCCGCAUACAAUAUUGAUCUCAGAGCCCGGCCUUUAUGCCCUCAUCACACGUUCAAAAAAACCAGAAGCCAUCAAGUUUACGAAAUGGAUUUACGAGGAUGUAUUACCAGCAUUGCGAAAAAGUGGGCAGUUCAAUGCCACCGCUGCUGCCGUCAUCAAAGAAAAUCAGAAGAUGCAGAAUCAACUGAUACUCACACAUCAGAUGCUUAUUGAUUUUAAUAGACAUCUGAUGGAAACAACAACUGAAUAUGUAGAGUCAGCCCGCCAUGAUGCGAUAGCCUUGUCACGUCGUCUAACCGAUAUCGUUCAGGAUGUGAUAGCUAAACCUCAGGAAAGUAGCUUAUUACACACCAUUGCCUUACAUGAGUUGGAACACGGCUGCGGUGAAGUGGUUUUCACACGCUGUCAACGUCGCUCACUCACCAACACAUUGAAACAUCUACAUAAACGCCAUCCAUAUGCCAAGGAAGUGUAUCGUACGAAUUAUGUACCGAAUGGCGUCAAUGUACUAAAUUGCGUUAAGGAAGCAUUGAGAACGUCCAAAAUUCCAUACAAAGCCCAUAAUAAUAAUACAUUGAAACUACUCAACGGUGCUAAUACUGGUGAUUUAGUCGCACAUGUUCGCAACAUAAUUGACUGUAACGGAAGAAAAUGA
Molecule: messenger RNA, 927 nt
Organism: Phaedon cochleariae (mustard beetle)
Lineage: Eukaryota; Metazoa; Arthropoda; Insecta; Coleoptera; Chrysomelidae
Source: the annotation of a GenBank genome assembly